Molecule: messenger RNA, 1856 nt
Organism: Meloidogyne enterolobii
Lineage: Eukaryota; Metazoa; Nematoda; Chromadorea; Rhabditida; Meloidogynidae
Source: the annotation of a GenBank genome assembly
CAGUUUUUCCAGCGAAGAUUCAGAUUAUUAAACAUUUUUGUCCAGACUCAAACGACCUAUUCAGCUGUCUAUCCUUUGAUCGCUUUUGGCCGUAUCUAUCCUUUAGCGCAUCUAUCCUUUGAUGCAUCUAUCCUUUGAUAGUUUUUGCCCGUAUCUAUCCUUUAGCGCAUCUAUCCUUUAAUUCAUCUAUCCUUUGUAGGGGAGCCCUUUUUUUAUAAAUUAAUUUUUUUUUAAUUAAGCUAUUUUUAUAUUUUUUUGGUAUGCGGCUGCUUGUUGGUCGUAUAUUAAAAUAUUCCCUAGUCGGUCUCACUACAGGAACCUCAAUUUAUUAUCUCCACAAAAAUGAUUAUUCUUUCUCACAUAUUGGAAUUGUUAGAUUUGCUCGAGUUGGAGUUGCUAGCCAAACAAUGAUUGACUACAAAUGGAGUCUUUGGAGUUUGGAAGUUGAUUCUCCAAUUUAUGACGAAAAAAUACAAAAAUGCCAUCAACGCGGAGCUGAUAGAUUGCUUGCUUUAGCGAGGAGAAAUGGAGGAGUUUUUAUUAAGGUAGGACAACACAUUGCUUCGCUUCAAUAUUUGCUACCCGAGCCUUACACAAAAACUCUUUCAGUUCUUCAUUCAAAUGCUCCAGAAAGCUCUUUUGAAGAAAUUAAAUCUGUUUUUGAGAGGAGCACUUCGAGAAAUCUCAACGAUGUCUUUGAUGAAUUUAAUUCUCAACCCUGUGGAGCAGCUUCACUUGCUCAAGUUCACAAAGCUCGUCUAAAAUCCACCGGUGAAUACGUUGCUGUCAAACUUCAACACCCCCAUGUUAGAGCGCGUAGUAUUGUUGAUAUAUUAUUUGUUGGAAUUGCUGCUUUUGUAUUCCCAAAUCUUCGUUUAAAUUGGUUAGUUAAUGAAAUGAAAAGGAAUUUACCUAUUGAAUUGGAUUUUGUUUAUGAGGCUGCUAAUGCUGACAGAGUUAGGCAAAUGUUUGCACAUCUGCCGUUUUUAAAGAUCCCAAAAAUAUAUUACGAACUUUCAAAUGAUAUGGUUCUCACUAUGGAAUUCUGUGAAGGUGGAAAAAUUAAUGAUUUGGAAUAUUUCAAAGCUAAUAGAAUAGAUAGGCAUAAAGUCUGUAAAAUGUUGGGUAGAAUUUACAGCGAAAUGAUAUUUAAACAUGGAUAUGUCCACAGCGAUCCACACCCUGGCAAUAUUUUUGUGAGAUUAACUCCUGUCGGGAAUGAAGAAAUUAUUUUACUCGAUCACGGACUUUACGUUGUAAGUUUUCUUGUAAUAUUAAAGGCCUUUCGAAAAAUAUAUGUCGAGAGAGAAAAAAAAAUUCUCAAUGAGACGUUUACUCUACCAGAUGAUUUACGCAUUGAUUAUGCCCAUCUUUGGCUUGCAAUUUUAAAGGCUGACAAGAAUAAAAUCCAAAAAAUCAGUGAAAGAAUGAAUGUUGGUUCUCAAUAUGGCCUUUUAGCAUGUGUUGUUUCUAUGCGUUCUUGGGAUGCUGUUAGUAAAGGAAUUAUUAAAACAAAAAGAAAUGAACAUGAGAUUAGAAGAGUUCAAAAUUUUGCUGCUUCUUUAAUUCCUCAAAUAUCUUUACUGCUUGACUCCCUCCCUCGUCAAAUGUUACUUUUACUAAAAACUAAUGAUUUGCUCAGAAGUAUAGCUCUUAGAUUAAAAGCCGAACAUAAUUUGGAUAGUUUUACCGAGAUGUCAAAACAUUGUGUUCAAGCUGUUUACUUUCACUCAAUAGCCAAUAGUCAUUUUGCAUUAGAACGUUUUAGGCUUCGUUUAAAAAUGUAUACUUUACUUGUUGGAAUUAGGUUAUACGAAAUUUAUUUGUUUAUAUAUUGUUUAUUUCUCAAAACAUAA